Trichoplax adhaerens is the source of this 561-nucleotide messenger RNA. RefSeq lists its product as uncharacterized. Gene Ontology annotation, biological process: intracellular protein transport; Golgi to vacuole transport. NCBI's taxonomy places the organism in Eukaryota, Metazoa, Placozoa, Uniplacotomia, Trichoplacea, Trichoplacidae. The transcript is spliced from 6 exons. Gene Ontology annotation, cellular component: membrane coat; intracellular membrane-bounded organelle; AP-3 adaptor complex. The record is from RefSeq and is a predicted model, not a curated record. The coding region runs from base 1 to 561 and encodes 186 amino acids.
AUGAUUAGGGCUAUAAUGAUUUUUAAUAAUCAUGGCAAGCCGCGCUUGAUGAAGUUCUUCGAAUAUUACAGUGAAGAAAUUCAACAGCAAAUCCUGCGCGAGACUUACCAUCUUGUAUCCAAACGUGAUGACAAUGUCUGCAAUUUCUUGGAAGGAGGAAGUUUAAUAGGUGGAGAUUCUGGUUACAAAUUAAUCUAUCGACACUAUGCCACCUUAUACUUUGUCUUUUGCGUCGACUCUUCCGAAAGUGAACUUGGAAUUCUUGAUUUAAUUCAGGUUUUCGUUGAAACACUGGACAAACACUUUGAAAAUGUAUGCGAACUCGAUCUAAUCUUCCAUAUUGAUAAGGUGCAUUAUAUCCUGGCUGAAAUAGUUAUGGGAGGAAUGGUUUUAGAAACGAAUAUGACGGAUGUUUUAACUCACUUAGAUGCUCAGGCCAAGACAGAAAAAUCAGAGGCUGGAAUUACUGCUGCUCCAGCACGCGCUAUCAGUGCUGUUAAAAGUAUGGGACCGAAUGUAUCUAUGCCCCAUAUGCCUCAUUUCAAUUUCAAAAGCCACUAA